Leptopilina heterotoma is the source of this 5191-nucleotide messenger RNA. RefSeq names its product DNA topoisomerase 2 (gene Top2). Gene Ontology annotation, biological process: sister chromatid segregation; resolution of meiotic recombination intermediates; DNA topological change. Lineage: Eukaryota; Metazoa; Arthropoda; Insecta; Hymenoptera; Figitidae. Gene Ontology annotation, cellular component: nucleus. Gene Ontology annotation, molecular function: DNA topoisomerase type II (double strand cut, ATP-hydrolyzing) activity; DNA binding; ATP binding. The transcript has 21 exons. The coding region runs from base 281 to 4615 and encodes 1444 amino acids. The record is from RefSeq and is a predicted model, not a curated record.
GAAGCUUCGUCAAUGAUUCUUGGUUUACGCGGGAUGCGAUUGGGGAAGUCGGCAUCAUUCCUAUUUCUGAUUAAAGUAGUUUGUUUAUAUCCUCACCUACAUCCAAGCUCGUCAAAGAUUUAUUAUUUACUUUAAUAGAUUAAGGUUCGAGUGUCUAUGAAUACUGUAUAAUUUAAAAAAUGUCGUUUUGUGAUGGACUGCUUACUUCUUGAAUGAAUUUAACGCUGGUUUUUUAAAUAGAAAAGUCGAAGUGAAGCCAAGUAAAAAACCUUUUUGAAAAAUGAGUUCAACAGUUGAAAAUGGAGGCGGAGAUGGGACUUCAAAGAAGAAAACCAUCGAAGGUAUUUACCAAAAGAAGUCACAGUUGGAGCAUAUUUUACUGCGUCCUGACACUUACAUUGGUUCCGUUGAAUUCGUUACGGAAAAUAUGUGGGUGUACGACAAAGAAAAAGAAAUGAUGGUGCAGAAGGAAAUAAAGUAUGUUCCUGGUCUCUAUAAAAUUUUUGAUGAAAUUCUCGUAAACGCCGCUGAUAAUAAGCAGCGUGAUCCAAAAAUGGAUCAGAUUAAAAUAGACAUUGACUCCGAAAACAACACCAUAUCUGUGUGGAAUAAUGGCAAAGGUAUUCCAGUUGUUGUUCACAAAGAUGAAAAUAUGUACGUGCCAACAAUGAUUUUUGGCCAUUUGUUGACAUCUUCUAAUUACGAUGACGAAGAAGAAAAAGUGACAGGUGGUAGAAAUGGAUAUGGAGCGAAAUUAUGUAAUAUUUUUAGUCAUCGAUUUACUGUAGAAACUGCUUGUAAAGAAUAUAAAAGAUCACUCAAGCAGACAUGGGGAAAUAACAUGGGAAAAGCCAGUGAGCCUAAAGUCAAAGAAUUCGCUGGAGAAGAUUUCACGAAGGUGACCUUUUCGCCUGAUUUAUCCAAGUUUAAAAUGCAAUCGCUGGACGAUGAUAUCGUUUCGCUUAUGUCUCGGCGAGCAUUUGACGUGGCUGCCUCUUCUGGCCAUAACGUGAAAGUUUAUCUCAAUGGCUACAAAGUCCCUGUUAAGGGAUUCAAAGAUUACGUAGACCUUUAUGUUAAAGGCAAAGAAGAUGAUGCGGGCAAUGCUUUAAAAAUUUGCUAUGAGAAAUGUAAUGAACGUUGGGAAGUUGCAAUGACAUUGUCUGAUAAAGGUUUUCAACAAAUGUCCUUCGUCAAUAGUAUCGCUACAACAAAGGGUGGUCGACAUGUUGAUCAUGUAACUGAUCUAAUUGUGAAACAACUGACAGAAACAUUGAAGAAGAAAAAUAAAGGAGGCAUAGCCAUAAAACCGUUCCAAAUUAAAAAUCACAUGUGGAUUUUUGUCAACUGUCUUAUCAAUAAUCCAACUUUUGAUUCGCAGACUAAAGAGAAUAUGACUCUUCAGGCUAAGAGUUUUGGCUCCAAAUGCUCACUCAGUGAAAAAUUUAUAACUAGUGUCACGAAAAUAGGGAUUGUUGAAUCUGUCCUCUCUUGGGCAAAAUUCAAAGCAGAUGUUCAACUGCAAAAAUUAGGUCCCAAAUCGAAACAAAGGAAGCUUCAAGGAAUACCAAAAUUGGAAGAUGCUAAUGACGCAGGCACUGGUAGAUCUAUGGAUUGUACUUUAAUUUUGACCGAAGGAGACUCAGCUAAAAGUAUGGCUGUUGCUGGACUUUCUGCUGUUGGUCGUGACAAAUUUGGUAUCUUUCCAUUAAAAGGUAAAAUUUUGAACGUCAGAGAAGCAACGCACAAGCAGAUUCUCGAGAACGCCGAAAUCAACAACUUGAUUAAAAUUCUUGGCUUACAGUACAAGAAAAAGUAUGAGUCGAGGGAUGACAUGAAAACUCUUCGUUAUGGAAAACUGAUGAUUAUGACAGAUCAAGAUCAGGACGGUUCCCACAUUAAAGGACUUCUAAUAAAUUUUAUUCAUCAUAAUUGGCCAUCCUUAUUGAAGCUCAAUUUCGUGGAGGAGUUUAUAACUCCAAUCGUAAAAGCAAGGAAAGGAAAUGUUGUAAAAUCAUUUUAUUCUUUGCCAGAAUUUGAAAUUUGGAAGAAAGAAACUGAAAAUUACCACACCUACAGCAUCAAAUACUACAAAGGUUUGGGUACUUCUGAUAAAUCUGAAGCAAAAGAGUACUUCAACGAUAUGAUCAAGCAUCGCAUCAAAUUUAAGUACGAGGGAGAUCAAGACGAUAAUAAUAUUAUUAUGGCUUUCAGUAAGAAGUGCGUAGAUCUACGAAAAGAUUGGUUGACAAAUCACAUGGAGGAAACAAAGAGAAGAAAGGAAACGGGUCUAAACGAAAGAUAUUUAUACCAGAAGGACACACGCGCUGUAUCAUUCUCCGACUUUAUUAAUGUUGAACUGGUUUUGUUCAGCAACUACGAUAAUGUGAGGUCGAUACCAAACAUGAUAGAUGGAUUGAAGCCUGGCCAAAGGAAAGUUAUGUUUACCUGCUUUCAACGGAAUGACAAGAAAGAAGUGAAAGUUGCUCAAUUAGGUGCAUCUGUUGCUGAAAGAUCAGCUUAUCAUCAUGGUGAAGCAUCGCUAAUGGCGACCAUUAUAAACUUGGCUCAAGACUUUGUUGGCACUAACAACAUUAACCUGCUGCAACCUCGAGGUCAAUUCGGCACGAGGCUCGUAGGUGGAAAAGAUGCAGCCAGUCCGAGAUAUAUUUUCACCAAGCUCAGUCCUUUGGCCCGUUUCAUCUUUCAUAAAGAUGACGAUGCACUUCUCAGAUACGAGUAUGACGAUAAUAGAAAAAUUGAACCUGUCUAUUAUGUACCUAUUCUACCAAUGAUACUCGUUAAUGGUGCUGAUGGUAUUGGGACAGGUUGGAUGACUAAAAUUCCUAACUAUAAUCCACGUGAAAUUAUUAAUAAUCUGCGCAGAAUGAUGAAUGGUGAUGAACCAAUGCCAAUGAAUCCUUACUAUAAAAACUAUCUUGGAAGUAUUGAGUCCUGCGGUGAAUUCCGAUACGUAAUUAGUGGUUGCGUCUCGAUUAUUGGACCAGAUAAAAUUGAAAUAACCGAAUUACCUAUUGGAAUGUGGACACAAGUGUACAAGGAAACCGUCUUGGAACCUAUGCUACAUGGUUCUGAAAAGUCACCACCAGUUAUUACAGAUUACAAAGAAUAUAACUCCGAUGACACUAUUCUCUUUAUUGUGACAAUGAGCCGUGAGAAAUUACAGGAAUUUGAAAGAGACGGUCUUCAUAAAGCAUUUAAAAUACAAAGUACUACGUCAAUUACAUCAAUGUGUGCCUUUGAUGAAAAUCAGUGUCUACAGAAGUAUGAUAAUGCUCUUCAGUUCAUACAUAGUUUUUAUAAAGUCAGAAUGGACUUAUACCACAAAAGAAAAGAGUACUUGGAAGGUGCUUUAAAAGCUGAAGCGACGAAAAUCUCUAAUCAAUGUAGAUUUAUUCUUGAGAAAUGCGAUGGCAGUUUGGUUGUAGAAAACAAGAAGAAAAAGGACAUGAUUGCUGAACUUGUGCGCAAGAAGUACGAUUCAGAUCCUCUUAUAGCAUGGAAGAUGUCUCAAAAUCGAGAAGAAGUUCUGGAGGAAGUAGCCGGGGAUGGCGAGGAAGAAAUAUCAGCGACAGCGAUCCAGAAAGAAAACUUUGAUUACCUGCUUGGUAUGACAUUGUGGAAUUUGACAAAAGAAAAGAAAGACGACUUGCUCCGCCAGAAAGAAGAUAAAUUGACACAAUUAAAAAUGUUACAAGCACGUACUCCAGUAUCUCUAUGGAAAGAAGAUUUGGAUAAUUUGUUGCAAGAAUUGGAUAAAUUGGAGAACAAAGAAAGGGAAGAAACGAAGAAAUACCAGAAAUCUUUCAAAAAACCUCCACAAAAGUGGUACAAUUCUGAUGAAAUGCGAAAAAUUGUUCCAACUAUUGACGGCGAACUAAAAAAGAAAAUAGAAAAGGCUGAUAUUGUCUCGAAAGAUAAAAAAGACGGAAUAAAAAAACAACCUAGAGUGAAAAAAGAGAAAGAAGACAAAGAUGAAUUUGACGCUCUGGUUGAAAAUAAUGCUAAAAGUCUUGAAGAUAGGCUGGGUAGCUCACCAGAGAAAAUGGACAAAAAGGGCAAGAAAGGAGGUGCUAGACAGACAACUCUUCCAUUCAAACCAAUUAAGAAAAAUAAAAAGAAAUAUUCUACUAGUGAUGAAAGCGAAGUAGAUAAUGAUGUUGAUGAUAUAGAUUUCGAAAGUCUUUCGCCACCUCCUCCUCGAGCAAAACCAAGUUCCGAAGAGCUUUUCGAUUCUUUAAUCAGCAAUUCAUCUCCAAAUGAGAAACCAACAAGGCCUUUCGUAAUUUCUUCUGGAGAAGAUUCACCUACAAAGCCCUCAGUUAAAAAAGCACCUAAAAAGAAAUCUGAAAACGGCAGUGGGAAGGGACCGAAGAGACAACGACAGAAAAAGAAGGUCAAAUCUUCUGGCUCCGAAUCAGAUGAUAUUUUUGAAUUAAAAACAAGUCCUGUCAAGAAACGUAAAAAGAAGUCUGAAUCGGAAAAUGAAAAUAUGUCAGACAGUUCUCCUCCACCACGCACAACAGCUAGACGUGCUAGGAAACCAGUUUCGUAUGCUCUCAAAUCUGAUGAUGAAAUGAGUGAUUCAGAUUGAGGACGAAAAACUUGGUUGGAAAUUUGUAAUGAGUGCAAAGUCAAUGUUUUAAUUCAUUCCAUUUAAGAAUUUGAUACUUUAAAUACAAUUUACGUAAAUUUGUCUAGGUAAUACUUUUAUUACUUUAAAAACAUACCGGAACAGUAUAACUUGUGACAAACAUGAACAUUUACAUUAGUUCGUAAAGCGCUUGCAAUUCAGAUCUUUACUAAUGUACAAACAAGUAAUUAUAAUGUAUGAAAAAUGUUUAAAUUAAUCAUUAGACCGUAGAUAUUAAUAAUUGUAAAUGUAACUAUAGUUUAAUAAUUAAAUUUAACAUUUUUAUAACUCUUUUCAAGUAACCAUUCUACAUUGUUUUAAUGCGUACUCUUGAUUUAAUUUGUGAAAUUAAAAAUGUUAAACUUACAGUUGAUAUAGAAAAGAUCUCUUGUAAAUUUGGUGAUAUAUUUAAAAGGUUUUCGAAAUUAGUUUGUUUUUAUAGUAGAUUUGAAGCAAUACUGUAUUACAUAAAUACGGUCAAUUUUAUUGGCUAGGAAAUACUCGAAAAUAUAAUUAAUAAACGUGUUUGUACUGUAA